Ilex paraguariensis (yerba mate) is the source of this 296-nucleotide messenger RNA. NCBI's taxonomy places the organism in Eukaryota, Viridiplantae, Streptophyta, Magnoliopsida, Aquifoliales, Aquifoliaceae. The record is from the annotation of a GenBank genome assembly.
UUAUUCUCUUGACCGUCUAUAUUUAUGAUGAUGCACCUCCAUUACCUACCCCAGAAAUUGAUCUAACGCCUCUUUCUGAUGAUGCCCCUUUACCUAUUGAGCCACAUGCUAGUUUUGAGGUUCUAGUUCCUCCUCUUGAGCCUUCUUCAGAUGCAAUUCAUGCUGCCCCUUUGGUUGUCUCCUCACCACCUUGUUCAAUUGAUACAGAACUCGAGGAGCAUUUGGUGAAGAAGAAACGAAUGACCGAGUCCCCCCUACAGCUGAAUGGUCAAUUCUUGCCUUUCGCCUUGUAUUGA